CUGCUGAUCUGAUAACUCUUUAAUUUUAAUCACCCUGACAGUCUGUGGUAAACCAUGUGGUUAACUAUUUCGGGUGCAGUCGCUUCUCUCAAAGCCACAGUCUGAUGUAGUUUACAAGGCGAAUCCUUUGAUAGCACAAAGGCACAAGGGGAUUAAAACAACUCUUAUGCAGAUUAGCUGUUAAACUGCUCACGUACCUUUCCUUGUUGCCUUCUUCAAACCUUGUGACUUACUAAACAGCAAGACAAAUAAAGUAAAAAGGGCAGAAAAUAUCGAAGUGAGGAAAUGAAAGAAAAGGGCAUUGCAGGGCUGGGGCUGGGAGUCUCAGCUUGAGUUGCUGUUGGUCUUUCAAGGAGAAAGCACUUUGGGAGUCAAGGGCAGACACCAAAUGAUGAACAGCUAUCAGGGACUCGAGGGCCUUUGGCAGUCAUUCCUGCUGGUUGCUAAGGCUGCAUUAAUUAUGGCUGCAGAAAAUGUGAGGAUAUGAUGACUAAGAAAUUUCACUCCUGAUAGCUGUUACUGUUGUGCAUAAGCACAAAGGACCAUGGAUCACGCACCCAAAGAUAAGUGCCAGGCCUGGUGCAACCACACUAUUUGAUCCUUUAAUUUCUCAGCCUUUAGGCCUUAAAUAAUCAUUAAGUAGUGCCUUUAUCAACCUCUGGGUCCCCAGCUCAGCUUGAGCAGGCUUUUCAAGUCACUGAAAUGAUCUAACUUAAUUCAUUCCAACUGAUUAAGAAGUAUAUUUAGAUAUGAUUUGGUGAUGACGCAACACUUCAUGUCCUUGUUUUGGGUCAAGUUAUAUUUAGGUUUGCAAACUUAUUUCACAAUUCUUUGGUGUCCUGAGGCAGAACUGAGAGUCUAUGCCCAUUCCCAAUGUUUGCUUAUAGAUGAUUGCAACUUUUAAUUGCUUACUUUUGCCUAUUGUACCUCACUCCAUAGACUGAGGGCUGCACACUCUGGUGGUGGCGGCUGCUUCCCAAAACAAUUAUGUGCAGCUUCAUUAAGAGAAUGUUGAUCAUAACGAUUCUUCAUUAAGAAAAUGUUUCCUGUUGCCCAUCUUCUGGACAUGUCUGGUGCAUGCCCACGCCUUCAACCGACUGAAUUUGCUGAUGUUACUGCUGACAGGUAUCCACUACAGACCAAACUGUACUAUGAGUGUGACCCUGGCUAUGGCAGAAAAGCCAGUGCAUACCUAGGAAUUCAGUGUAAGAGUGAACAGCAGGGUGCUGUUUGGAAAUACCAACCAUUUAAAUGCUUUGAUGUGAAAAAUUUGUCAUCAAUGGCUUCCAUGAUGGAGUUAGAACUUACACAGAAGCCAGAAAUAGAACCAAUGAGCACUGCACCCCAGAAGCAAGAAGACUUUUCAGAGUCCAAACAUAAAGAUUUCUGCGGUCCUCCCAAGACUGUUCCACAUGCCUCCAUAAGGCUGCCCCAACAGCAUUACGUGGGACAAGUCUUACAUUUCAAAUGCCAGACAGGUUAUGAUAAGAGACCCCCCACCUUUGGCAGCAGGAUGUGCAAGGAGGUGAAUGGCAGAACUUUCUGGACCCCCCUCGAUAUGAGAUGCACCAAUGACAGCAACCAGUGGCCACCACAGACCAUUGGGCCAGGUAAGAUGGUUGUGAUUACACCACAGCAAUGUCCUGACCUGCUCACAGGGGGUUCAGACCCCCCAGCAGUCGUGGGGAGAGUGGGAGCUUCAAAAAUGUUUACUGAAGAAGCUCUGCCACUGAGGUGUCACCCUGAUUUUCUAAGACUUUGCUAAGCCUUCUGAUGUUUGCAUUCUUGUAACGAACUUUCUCACACACAGUUCUGUAAACAACUUAUGUUUUGCAUUCUUUCAUAGAGGAGGAGAGAA
Molecule: messenger RNA, 1858 nt
Organism: Motacilla alba alba
Lineage: Eukaryota; Metazoa; Chordata; Aves; Passeriformes; Motacillidae
Product: interleukin-2 receptor subunit alpha-like
Exons: 4
Coding region: 1040-1765 (241 amino acids)
Biological process (GO): inflammatory response
Molecular function (GO): interleukin-2 receptor activity; interleukin-2 binding
Source: RefSeq, a predicted model, not a curated record